Molecule: messenger RNA, 4522 nt
Organism: Diachasma alloeum
Lineage: Eukaryota; Metazoa; Arthropoda; Insecta; Hymenoptera; Braconidae
Exons: 8
Coding region: 805-2511 (568 amino acids)
Source: RefSeq, a predicted model, not a curated record
UGCUCUUGCAACCACAAAAACCGCCUGAAGCCUCAAAAUUCCACCUAUCCAUUAUCCUUGAAAACUCAAAUUCCUCGGGCAGAUGAAUAUAUAAAGCUCAAUCACCAAGGAAUCUCGCUCAUCAGUAAAAAAAUUGCGAAAAAUUAAAAAAUUAAAGAAAUUCGCAUGAACCGUAGUAAAUCGAACUUUAUUAGUUAAAGAGGUGCAGCAAGGUGUGGCGAGAGUGAGAGAAUAAACUUCACUCGCCCCUCUCGUACUUCUCCAGUGCCCAUUCCCUCUCUCCCUGAGCCUUAAAACGCUCUCCCCACUUCAAUUUACCUUGUACCUUUCCCUCCAGCCGUAAUUCCAAGUCUCGUCGGCUCGAGUUCGGUCCAUUUUGGUGUUUCGUGUCGUGCGGUAAACAACACCAACGUCAAUUUCCACCUGAACCUGUCGAAAUCUUAGCCUUAAGAAAAAUAAAAAUCAACAUUUAUGAUUUAUAUUCUUGUGUACAAUGUGAAUGUUGGUUCACCGAUGAUAAUCCAUUCAAGUGUCAGUGAUCCCCAGUGAAUCAGGUGUUUUUUUUUUGUUACUCUAAUACUCAGUUGUAUUUACUCAAUUAUUUCUUGUUGUUUAACGUCUCCUCAUCUUUCAACUUCUCCUCUGGUUUUUGAUGUUAAUACUGCAUUUAUACCUCGGUACUUGCUCGAGCAUCGUGCACAGUGAGCGUACUGUAUUAUUAUUUUCUGGUUGAAAAAGGAAGGAGCAACGAAAGAGAGAAAAGAAGAGAAGUGCAUUCUCCGUACCGGGCAUUUCAGUUGAGCGAUGGCCUUGAGGCUUCGCACCAGCAAAGAUGUCAAGAAAAGUUCCUACUACGUAUGGUACCUUGGUGCUAGGGAAGCAAAAGGGGUGGAUGCAAUGCCCGGUGCCAUAGCGUAUCUCCUCGAGCGUGAACGACUUCAAGAGCCUUUCAAGGUCACACUCCAGGUAAGCAGCAAGGGACUCAAGAUCAUUCAGACGGUUCAUCCGGGCGCAUCGACGAGGUCUGCGGUGAAGCAUCUUGUGCCAGGUCAUGCAGUUCUUGCUGCUGUACAACGGGAGGACGUUGUCGCCGCCACGCUUCUUCUUCCCAACCCAGCUACCAAUAAUCCUGUUCACGUUCACGCCUACAGAUGUGAUUCAGUAGAAACCGCCGAACUUCUGGGUGGCCAAUUAAAAGCCCUUGCCACACACUCGGAUAAUUCGACGAAGGUCAACGCCACAGACACCCGAGUCCGUAGUAAUUUGGGUAGCGAUGGCAGGAGUACACGUGAAUCUGAAUCAUCAGAGGGUAGUGGUGAACACCGGCACAUACCACCACAAACUGCAACGAUAUACGAGUCACUCGCUGCUGAAUUGCGGGCUAAACUAGGUCGAGGUAAUGCAGGUGAUAACGACGUAGGCCCAAUUCUUCUUCCGCCUCGUGACUACGACACAGUACAUCGACAUCGUGGCAAUUUAGCGGGGAUUGAAUUUCGUCGCUGUUUGAAUCAAACAAUUGUGGGUGGUAAUACAGCCAUUGACAGAGGUGGUACACGUAGCGCAGCGAGCAGCGGUAUCGGCUCGGACAGCGCGGCGACACCGCCCCCCUACCAGUCACAUCAUCCACUCGGUCCACGACCUUCUCGGCCAUCCAGGGACACCUCCUCGGAUGAAGACUGGGGGAACGCUCCAGAAGAUCCAGAGUUCCUCCAAGAAACAACAAACGUCGCCUUGCCACGUCUUCCGAGGAGCCCAGAGCGUCCGGUGGGCUUAACCCGAGGAGUCUCUCCAAAUUCUCACAAUCAUGCACGAAGAGCCCCGGAACACCGUCAGCGCUCCCCAAGCCCUCAGUACCAACCAAAAGUUGAUCCACUUGAGGUGACAAGCCCUCGGGAGAGAUUCCAAGAUGCCAAGGAGAUGUUCAAGGCCAUGGAGAGGGAAAACCUCUCGCGAGGGAUAAUUACAAGGCCCAGAGAUCAGAACGAUAGCCAUGGAAUGCACAGAGUGGAUCAAUCGAGGUUGAUUUACGAGGACCGCACGAGUCGUCAUAUCUCCUCUAACAAUUCGUCAUCGACUCCAGUACAUCACGAACACAUGAUUCGAAGGAGUCAUCCUGAGGUGGAACGUGAAAAAGAGCGCGAGAGGAGUGAUUACAGAAAUAGGCCAAGGGUCAGAGGACAGCAUUACUCAUCGGAUCGUCCAGCCGAGCCUGAGGUCACGUCUAGACCCAGGCCUAGGAGUUUCUACGAUAAUUCCUCGAGUGGAAGGGAGCCGAGGGAGCAGAGACAUAUGAUCGAUCACAGAGAGAUUCGAGAGGCCCGAGAUCGACACUCUCGUGACCUACGCGAGAAGCAGAGAGUCCGUCCAGUCUACCAAGACAUUCCAAGGCACGAAAAAUACCUGGACCGCGAGACACGGCAGAGUAUGGAGAUUCUCCCGACUCCUGGACGUUAUCGCCACAGUUAUGCCGAGCCUCCAAGACUGGGUCUCGCUGCACUUGAUCCAUAUUGAAACUCAAUAAAAAAAUCGCGAAAAUAGGAGACUAAAAAAAAUCACCGCAAAUCGAGGAAAAUCGAGCAAAAUGGAGAAAUAAAAUUAAUAGAACAUGUCUGAGGUCAUAAAAAUGAUAAGGAGAUGCGAAUUAUUUUAUGCCCCACUGAUUAAUGGAUUAAUGAAGUAUUUAAUUAACCGGUAUAUCGUUGAAACAUUGAUAUAUCGUUAUUAUUAUCUGUCUGUGCGUCUCGCCACGCCGUUUUAUUAUCGGCCGGUCCCUCUCCUCCUUCAGACAUCCCUCUCCUUCUCCUCUGCAACCUUAACUUCAUUCUUCACUCUCCUUCUCUCUUCAGACUUUUCUGACCAUCUUGUUCUUUAUUAUUUUAUUCAUUUCUCUGUGCGAAUUUUUCUUCUUGGUCAGACGAAUAAAAACGAAAUGAAUCGUGUAGACCUCAAGGCAUGCGAGCCUUUAAACGACCUGUCUUCGGUAGAACGUUGUUGAGUCAUGUUGUAAAUUAUGAGUUUAUUUUUUAUUCAGAUUUGUUUCAUUUUUUCAAUCAAUAUUUUUAAUGCCUCUGUAUUGUAAUCUCUUGUUUAAGAGGAGUGGACAAGUGAUAAAAUUUAAUUGAUGGAGAUUUGUUUGGGGAAGAGGUGCGCCAUUUUAUUAAGUUGAUGGAGAUGAUGCAGAUAGGAAGUAUUUUAUAUUGUGGGAUGGAGUUUUCUGAAGAAUUAGAGUAGUUUUGGGAAAUUGUCAAGUUUGUAGCUUUCUUCAUUUCAUUUUGGUAUUUCAAAAAUUGUAUCCAUUGAAUUUUUGUAGCUUUUAUCACUGUCUUGAGGACCGAAAAAGGUCAGAAUUGCUCAAAAAUGUCCCUUCACGAUGGAAGGACAUAAAAAAAAUGAAUCAAUGUCAUUCUGGUCAUAGAUGAACACAAGAUGAACCUGAAAUGAACUGAGUUGUUGAUUAUUUCGUGAAUAUCUUUAGAUUGGAGAAGUUGAGAAAUUGUGAUGAAUCCAAUUGUUUUAGAGACAUCAGCAUCAAAAAUUUCAUAGAUAAACCUAGCGAAUUCGCUAGAAAACUUUAUUGAAUUUCUGUUGAACUUGUGUUGAAAAUUUGAUCAGUUUUUCGCCUAUUCUCUUGAAAAAUCCCACUGCUUUUCCACGCAUUCUUUCAAUUGAGAAUCAUCAAUAGAAACUAUUUCAUAGACAAAAAUCAAUAGAAUUUAAUCUUUUUGUUUUUAUUGAGACAUUUUCUACAGGAAUUCCUCGAUCUAAAUUUUAUCAGUUUUUGUCACUUUAUUUUUUUCCCUGUUAUAAAAAAAAAAACAAUAAAACUUGAAAGAUUUGAGCCGAGAAGUUUCUACCGAAAAUAUCACAACAGUAUAAGUUGCACAGAAAACUCAAAUUCGAUUCAUUUUUUGUGAAAAAUAAUUCCUAUGGGGCAUUUCAAUUGAAAACAAAAACUCGUAGUAAAGCUGCAGAAUUUUUCAAUAGACUCGGCGAAAAACUAAUAGAGUUUUCAAUAUAACUCGUAUAGAAUUAGCUAGCGAAUUUGUAAGAUAGUUCUGUGAAAUUUUUUCGAACGUGGCGUAGCAUUUUGGAACUCAUCUCACUCCACGUUUCUUUGUUAUUGAGUCUGUCAAUAACUAAUAGUUCGAUGAAUUACAAACAAAAAUGUCUGUCGUCAGUUUCAUCUUAGAUUCACUAAUCUCAGAGAUAUUUGCGAAAAAUCGUCACUGGCUCAGAUAUUCUUCAUGUAAAAAUCGAUUUUUCUUCUAUUUUUAUCUAUUUUAUAAUAAUUUUCCGCAGUGCAUGAAUCGAAUUUCAUCCCAUGUGUAUUGCAAUGAAUAUAAAUAACGUUAUUUUUUAACCGUUGUUAUUCGAAUUGAGCGUGAGUGCUUCGUUCGUGCUGAAGAGAUGAUAUUCUUUAGUUUUAUAUUUACAAUUUAUUAAUUUGUAUUUCUAAACAUUAUUACAUUGUAAUAUUCAAUUGUUACGCGAGUGGAGCAUCACUAACGAUAAUAAUAAUAGG